Molecule: messenger RNA, 6273 nt
Organism: Zalophus californianus (California sea lion)
Lineage: Eukaryota; Metazoa; Chordata; Mammalia; Carnivora; Otariidae
Gene: PLCL2
Product: phospholipase C like 2
Exons: 7
Coding region: 707-4102 (1131 amino acids)
Biological process (GO): lipid metabolic process; regulation of synaptic transmission, GABAergic; intracellular signal transduction
Molecular function (GO): phosphatidylinositol-4,5-bisphosphate phospholipase C activity; inositol 1,4,5 trisphosphate binding; GABA receptor binding
Source: RefSeq, a predicted model, not a curated record
AGGCUGGGUGGGGCCUCGGGUACCACCCAGCGGAGUUGGAGCCCGUCUGGCUCGGGGGAUGGAGAUCCUGGGGAGAUAUUUGUGCUGGGGAGCGGCAAGAUCAGGGUUGAUUUUUAGGCAGGUCACUCUACCUGAAGCAUUAGGGGAGGAGAAAAAUGGGGAAGGACCGGAGAGAAGAGGGACUGGCUGCUGUGAUCCUGGUAGGAUCCUGUCCCAGAAGAUGAGCCUGACCUAAGGCGGGGACCGGCAGCGGGCUACAUGAGCCCGCGUCCCUGGCGGCGGGAUCAGGAAGGACGCUGGGAGGGAGGCACGACGGUGAUAAAUCCCUGUAGGGCGACUCGGAGGGCACAGAACAGGCUCUGCUGAGGUCCUCUACUCUUCACCUCUCGCCCCCGCCCCCGGCCCCGCCCGCGUUCCAGCAUCCUUGCAACCGUUGAAUCAAUUCACAGUUCAGGAGCCCGGGGAACGGAAUUGGUUUCUGAAUCUUCCGAUAAUUCUGCCGCCACGACUUGAACCGUGUGCGACGCGAGCUCGAAACAAACAUCACAUCUAAAUAAAAAAAAAAAAAAAAAAAGCGGAAGAAGCGGCCGAGGAGGCGGCGGCGGGAGGAGGAGAGGAGGAGGGGCCGCGCGCGGCGGCCCGAGGCGGCGGCGGGGACGCGGGGACGCGGGGACGCGGCUUUGUGCUGGCGGGUCGUGGGGCGCCCAUGGCGGAGUGCGGCCGGGGGGGCGCCGCCGGCGGGGCCCUGCCCACCUCCCCGGGCCCGGCCCUCGGCUCCAAGGGCGCCCUGAAAGCUGGAGCCGCGGAAGGCGGCGGCGGCGGCGGCGGCGGGGGAGGUCGCCUCGGCCACGGGCGGGCGCGCUAUGACAGCGGCGGGGUUUCCAACGGAGAUUGCAGCCUCGGCGUGUCCGGGGACGAAGCCCGAGCCAGCCCCGCCGGGGGACCCCGCGGCGCUGCGCUCGCCCCGACCCCCAGCCCGGCCGCCUGCCCCUUUCCCCGGGAAAGCAAACCCGGCGGCCUGCCCCGCCGGAGCAGCAUCAUCAAGGAUGGUACAAAACAGAAAAGAGAACGGAAGAAGACUGUCUCGUUCAGUAGCAUGCCGACAGAGAAAAAGAUCAGCAGUGCUAGCGAUUGCAUCAAUUCAAUGGUCGAGGGUUCAGAACUCAAAAAGGUUCGCUCCAACUCCAGGAUUUACCAUAGGUAUUUUUUACUGGAUGCUGACAUGCAGAGCCUGAGGUGGGAACCAUCUAAGAAGGAUUCUGAGAAAGCCAAGAUUGACAUUAAAUCCAUCAAGGAAGUGAGAACAGGAAAAAAUACAGACAUAUUCCGCAGCAAUGGCAUUUCUGACCAGAUAUCUGAAGAUUGUGCGUUUUCAGUCAUUUAUGGAGAGAAUUAUGAGUCACUUGAUUUGGUUGCCAACUCUGCAGAUGUUGCGAACAUCUGGGUUACGGGACUGCGGUAUCUAAUUUCUUAUGGAAAACAUACACUUGAUAUGUUAGAAAGUAGCCAAGACAACAUGAGGACUUCUUGGGUUUCACAAAUGUUUAGUGAAAUUGAUGUAGAUAACCUUGGACAUAUAACUCUGUGUAAUGCUGUGCAGUGUAUCAGAGACCUCAAUCCUGGUUUAAAAUCUAGCAAAAUUGAGCUUAAGUUCAAAGAAUUGCACAAAUCCAAGGACAAAGCUGGUACUGAAGUCACAAAGGAAGAAUUUGUUGAGGUUUUCCAUGAGCUUUGUACCAGACCUGAAAUUUAUUUCCUUUUAGUUCAGUUUUCAAGCAAUAAGGAAUUUCUUGAUACCAAGGACCUUAUGAUGUUUCUUGAGGCAGAGCAGGGUGUGGCACAUAUAAACGAGGAAAUCAGCCUUGAAAUUAUUAACAAAUAUGAGCCAUCCAAAGAAGGCCAGGAAAAGGGCUGGCUUUCCAUAGAUGGGUUCACUAAGUACCUUAUGUCCCCUGACUGUUAUAUAUUUGAUCCGGAACAUAAGAAGGUUUGUCAAGAUAUGAAGCAACCUUUGUCUCAUUACUUUAUAAACUCAUCUCAUAAUACAUACUUAAUAGAGGAUCAGUUCCGAGGUCCCUCUGACAUCACGGGAUACAUCCGAGCUCUUAAAAUGGGUUGCCGGAGUGUUGAAUUAGAUGUAUGGGAUGGGCCAGAUAAUGAACCUGUAAUUUACACAGGCCACACCAUGACCUCUCAGAUAGUCUUCCGCAGCGUCAUUGAUAUUAUUAACAAGUAUGCAUUCUUUGCUUCAGAGUAUCCUCUUAUCUUGUGUUUAGAAAAUCACUGUUCUAUUAAACAGCAAAAGGUAAUGGUUCAGCACAUGAAGAAAAUUUUAGGGGACAAGCUCUAUACAACAUUGCCCAAUGUGGAGGAAUCUUACCUACCAUCCCCAGAUGUCCUGAAAGGGAGGAUACUAAUCAAAGCAAAGAAGCUGUCCUCAAAUUGCUCUGGAGUAGAAGGGGAUGUUACCGACGAAGAUGAAGGGGCAGAAAUGUCUCAGAGGAUGGGCAAAGAGAACGUCGAGCAGCCCAACAACAUGCCUGUCAAGCGAUUUCAGCUCUGUAAAGAGCUGUCUGAACUGGUGAGCAUCUGUAAGUCCGUUCAGUUCAAAGAAUUUCAGGUAUCAUUUCAGGUUCAGAAGUACUGGGAAGUCUGUUCGUUUAACGAAGUGCUUGCCAGCAAAUAUGCCAAUGAAAAUCCAGGGGACUUUGUAAAUUACAACAAACGUUUUCUCGCUAGGGUUUUCCCCAGCCCGAUGCGAAUCGACUCCAGUAACAUGAACCCUCAAGAUUUUUGGAAGUGUGGUUGUCAGAUUGUAGCCAUGAACUUUCAGACCCCAGGCCUGAUGAUGGACCUGAACAUUGGCUGGUUUCGGCAGAACGGAAACUGCGGCUACGUCCUUCGGCCAGCCAUCAUGAGGGAGGAGGUUUCUUUCUUCAGCGCCAACACAAAAGACUCUGUCCCAGGAGUCUCACCACAGCUUCUUCACAUUAAAAUCAUCAGCGGGCAGAACUUUCCCAAACCCAAAGGGUCAGGUGCCAAAGGAGAUGUGGUGGAUCCUUACGUCUACGUGGAGAUUCACGGAAUCCCUGCUGACUGUGCAGAACAAAGGACAAAAACCGUGCACCAGAAUGGAGACGCUCCCAUUUUUGAUGAAAGCUUCGAAUUUCAAAUCAACCUACCUGAACUGGCCAUGGUGCGCUUUGUAGUCCUAGAUGAUGACUACAUUGGGGAUGAAUUCAUUGGCCAGUACACAAUUCCCUUUGAAUGUUUACAGACAGGCUACCGCCACGUGCCCCUGCAGUCAUUGACUGGAGAGGUCCUAGCGCACGCUUCUUUGUUCGUCCACGUGGCUAUUACUAACCGAAGAGGAGGAGGGAAACCUCAUAAAAGGGGCCUUUCUGUGAGAAAAGGGAAGAAAUCCAGGGAAUAUGCGUCUUUAAGAACACUGUGGAUUAAAACUGUGGACGAGGUGUUCAAGAAUGCCCAACCGCCGAUCCGGGAUGCCACGGAUCUGAGAGAGAACAUGCAGAACGCCGUGGUGUCGUUCAAGGAGCUGUGUGGCCUCUCCUCUGUGGCCAAUCUCAUGCAGUGCAUGUUGGCAGUGUCUCCCCGCUUCCUGGGACCUGAUAACACUCCCCUGGUGGUCCUGAAUCUGAGCGAGCAGUAUCCCACGAUGGAGUUGCAGGGAAUUGUGCCUGAGGUUCUAAAGAAGAUUGUAACAACUUACGACAUGAUGAUCCAGUCCCUCAAGGCCGUGAUUGAAAAUGCAGAUGCUGUGUAUGAGAAGAUUGUACAUUGUCAGAAGGCAGCCAUGGAAUUCCAUGAGCACUUACACAGCAUCGGCACCAAGGAAGGUUUGAAGGAACGAAAGCUACAAAAAGCAGUGGAGAGCUUUACCUGGAAUAUCACCAUCUUAAAGGGACAAGCGGAUCUUUUGAAAUACGCUAAGAACGAGACUUUGGAGAACCUGAAACAAAUCCAUUAUGCUGCUCUUUCAUGUGGGCUGAAUAAACCAGGCACAGAAAAUGCCGACGUUCAGAAGCCGCGCCGGAGCCUGGAAGUCAUACCUGAAAAAGCAAAUGAUGAAACUGGAGAUUGAAGGAAUUUUCUAGAAACCAUUAUGGAGUUUAUAACUCUAGGACCAAUUGUAGUCAAAUGGGACAUUUGCUUUGCACUCACUAAUGAAAAUAAUACUUGGGAUUUUAAAGCACAACUGGAAUAGCUAAUUACAGUCUAUUAAAACUGUGAAUGUAUGUAGCAAUUCUGCGUGUGAAGGCAAAUAAACCCUUUAACAAGAAAUUAUAUUCCUGGCCAAAAUAUGCUAUAUUUGUAUACAAAGACAUCCUAACAGUUCCAGUGUGAACAGCAAGACUAUUCGCUCUAGUUCCAUGAGGGAAAAAAAAAAUUUUUUUUCCCUGGCUGAAAACAAUUUCUUGAGACAGAAAUGGAUUGUAUUGUCAAAAGUAGUAUUUAUUGGAGAGAAGCCUAAUCUACGCAUUUUGUUUAUAGAUAAUUGCCAGAGUCUCUGGGUUAUAGAUGAUUUUGGUGGCAUGCCUGCUGAGCCAUAAUUACUAGGGAGAAUGUAAGUGGACAGAUGCCCCGAGUCCCCAGGGGCCCUGGAGAGCCAUCGAGUACAAGGAGAACAUACAGGACUGAAGCUCCCCGGCUGAAGAUGCACGCUGGGUAGCCAUGCGAUGGAAUGGCAACCUGUCUGGAAGCAACACACUGUAAAUAGUUUUUCAUUGUAUGAAGUAGUGUUCACAUUAAAGAGAUGUUUUAUGAUAUUUCUCCAAUAGCAGUACCUACAUUUCAUGCAAGUUUAACUUUCAAAAUUUCUAGUUAAAAAUAUUCUACACUCCAGAGUAGCCAGUUGUUGAACAGCUUUGUCACAAGUGAGUUGCUUGUGUGGUGUUAACAGAUUUACCUCGAAGAAGGUGUUCACGACUCUGCCCCAUGGCAGCUGACUGCUGGUACCGCGAACCUGGCCCCCUCUCUCUGCUUUGGUGGUUCGCACUGUCCUGGAAACAGUGCCCGCAACCGUGUGGAGAGGACCCCAGAGGCAGUGAGAGGGGCGGGGGCACUCGGAGCUGCCCUGGGCCAGGUGGGAUUUUAAGCCAAGCCUUUAUUUUCUGAGUGACACUCUGUGCUAUUUUUGAAAAGAUAACCGGACACUGCAGCCUAAUUACCGCUGCUCCCAAACCCAACUUGCUUUCAGAUUUCGGAAGAGUAAAAGCUACCUAAAUCUUCAGCAACCCUUCUUGAUUUGUGCAUUUUCUUUUCGGUGGUUCAGGUCUGGGAGCCAGAUUAAGUAUGAGGAAUCUGCUACAUCCUCACCGUUAGGAGGAUGCUCAGGCUGAUACGUUUAAUUUAUUUCUGCCCAGACUCCUAAAUAUCCUCUUUAAAAACACUUUCUCUGCUCUGUUCUUGUCAUUUGCAUUCUAAUAGUGUGCCUAAGUUAAGGUAUGCAUCUCUACUGGCUCUCGGCUGGAUGUAAUUCCAGUUAGAAAAUUAAACCUGUCUGUUACUUGAAUAAUAGCACGGUUCCCUGCACACCCCAGCAGAUAGCCCCCGGUAGCUUUGGCUCUUAGCUCAGAGAGGAACUCUACCCAGAAGAAAGGAAAGGGAAAAGAGAGAAGAAUUAAAAGUAGUUUCAUAGAUUGAGGAGUAAAACAAUGUAUAAUUUAGACUAAUGUUAGCAAUCCUUGAACUUAGCGGGCAAGUAAAUAGCAAUAUUGCACUUAAAGUGAAAUCCAGAAGUAACAAAAAAAUACUCUUAAAAUAUAAGGAAAUUGGAAUAAAUGCUACAUUUAUAGCCAUGGCAGACGUUAAUCGAAGAUGUGACUUGAAUGAAUGAGAGCAAGGCACCUGUGAUUCGCUGUAGUUCUUCCAGGUGCAGAGUGAGCAACUUUAGGACCGAAGAAGUCCGAGAUGAUUGCAUCUGACACUGUUUCCCAGAUGCGGGAGUUGCAGACAAGAAGGAUAUAAUGCACUGCCCCGUGUCACAAAGUCUGAUGGGGUAGUGUUGGCGCUUCACCUAGCCCCAGAUUUACCCCACCUUCCCUCGACUAGAAAAAAGGUCAGCCUUCUUUUGAUCCAUCUUUUCAAAGGAAGUAGCCACGUGAUGGGAGAAAGGUUGCACACUUGUUUAGGAGUUGCUCCCAAAGCUGCCCCGUUCCUCCUGUCUGCCUAGCCCCUGCCAACGAGGCCCUCCCACUUCAGUCAAGAUGGCGGCUCCAAUUGGGAGCACGCGUUCAUGGCUAACUGAGCUAC